Molecule: messenger RNA, 1944 nt
Organism: Odobenus rosmarus divergens (Pacific walrus)
Lineage: Eukaryota; Metazoa; Chordata; Mammalia; Carnivora; Odobenidae
Gene: SEPTIN9
Product: septin 9
Exons: 11
Coding region: 6-1742 (578 amino acids)
Biological process (GO): cytoskeleton-dependent cytokinesis
Cellular component (GO): septin ring; microtubule cytoskeleton; septin complex
Molecular function (GO): GTPase activity; molecular adaptor activity; GTP binding
Source: RefSeq, a predicted model, not a curated record
CCACCAUGUCCGACCCCGCGGUCAACGCGCAGCUGGACGGGAUCAUUUCGGACUUCGAAGCCUUGAAAAGAUCUUUUGAGGUCGAGGAGGCCGAGACGCCCAACUCCACCCCGCACCGGAGGGUCCAGACCCCUGUGCUCCGGGCCACUGUGGCUAGCUCCACCCAGAAGUUCCAGGACCUGGGCGUGAAGAACUCCGAGCCCGCAGCUCGCCAUGUAGACUCCCUCAGCCAGCGAUCCCCCAAGGCUGCCCUGCGGAGGGUCGAGCUCUCGGGUCCCAAGGCCGAGCCCGUGUCCCGGCGCACGGAGAUCUCCAUCGACAUCUCGUCCAAGCAGGUGGAGAACACCAGCACCGCUGGGCCGUCUCGCUUCGGGCUCAAGCGAGCCGAGGCACUGGGCCACAAGACGCCAGAGCCCACCCCUCGGAGGACGGAGAUCACCAUAGUCAAGCCCCAGGAGUCAGCUCACCGGAGGAUGGAGACCCCUGCCUCCAAGAUCCCUGAGGUGCCCACAGCUCCCACUGCAGACACAGCCCCCAAGAGGGUCGAGAUCCAGGUGCCCAAGCCAGCCGAGGUGCCCGCCUCCCCCAUCCCACCCCAGACCCUGGAGAAUUCAGAACACACCCUGAUGUCUCAGCUGCAGAACAGGCUGGAGCCCAAGCCCCAGCACCCCGUGGUUGAGGCCCCACCCAAGAGCCAAGAGGCCCCUGAGGCAGCUCUUGGCUGCAUUGGCGACAUGGCCGACACCCCCAGAGACGCUGGGCUGAAGCAGGCACCCGCGCCCCGGAACGAGAAGGCCCCCGCGGACUUCGGCUAUGUGGGGAUUGACUCCAUCCUGGAGCAGAUGCGCAGGAAGGCCAUGAAGCAGGGCUUCGAGUUCAACAUCAUGGUGGUCGGGCAGAGUGGCUUGGGGAAGUCCACCUUGAUCAAUACCCUCUUCAAGUCCAAAAUUAGCCGGAAGUCGGUGCAGCCCACCUCGGAGGAACGCAUCCCCAAGACCAUUGAGAUCAAGUCCAUCACGCAUGAUAUUGAAGAGAAGGGCGUCCGCAUGAAGCUGACGGUCAUUGACACACCAGGGUUCGGGGACCACAUCAACAAUGAGAACUGCUGGCAGCCGAUCAUGAAGUUCAUCAACGACCAGUACGAGAAAUACCUGCAGGAGGAGGUCAACAUCAACCGGAAGAAGCGCAUCCCGGACACGCGCGUCCACUGCUGCCUGUACUUUAUCCCCGCCACCGGCCACUCCCUCAGGCCCCUGGACAUCGAGUUUAUGAAGCGCCUCAGCAAAGUAGUGAACAUUGUUCCUGUCAUCGCCAAGGCCGACACGCUGACCCUGGAGGAGAGGGUCUACUUCAAACAGCGGAUCACCGCGGACCUGCUGUCCAACGGCAUCGACGUGUACCCCCAGAAGGAGUUUGACGAGGACUCGGAGGACCGGCUGGUGAAUGAGAAGUUCCGAGAGAUGAUCCCGUUCGCCGUGGUGGGCAGUGACCAUGAGUACCAAGUGAAUGGGAAGAGGAUCCUUGGACGGAAAACCAAAUGGGGCACCAUCGAAGUUGAGAACACCACCCACUGUGAGUUUGCCUACCUUCGGGACCUCCUUAUCAGGACGCACAUGCAGAACAUCAAGGACAUCACCAGCAGCAUCCACUUCGAAGCGUACCGGGUGAAGCGUCUGCACGAAGGCAGCCAUGCCAUGUCCAACGGCGUCGAGGAGAAGGGGCCCGAAGCCCAGGAGAUGUAGACCCACCCUGCCCCCGGGACCCUGCCCCCCAGUCCUUUCCAGCACCACCCCCAGGCCCGCCCACAUGCCCCACUUUAUUUUAUAUAAUUUUCUCCACUUGUCAUCGUUCUCUGCCCCUUUACACGCCGCCAAGUAACAAGAUCACGUGUGCCCUCCUGAGUAUGUGCAUUCUUAGCCACUGACUGUGGGGCUUGGACCGGGU